AUGGCAAGAAAAGCAGGUAGAAGGAAUAAAAAGACAAAGUCUGCUGCUACUAAAAGAAGUAGAUUUCAGGUAAAAAGACGUAGAAGAAGGGAGUGCAAGACCAAUUAUAGGCACAGAAUUAAUCUUAUUAAACAGGAUUACAAUAAGCAAGGUGCUUUAAAGUUUAGGCUUGUUGUUCGUAGAACUAAUACUAAAGUAAUAUGUCAGAUCACGCGUUCUUACAUCGACGGAGACAGAGUUUUUGCCUUUGCUGAUUCCACCGAACUUAAAAAUUAUGGGGUAGAUUUCGGCCUUAAAAAUCAUUUCGCAUUUUAUGCUACAGGAUUUUUAGCCGGUAGACGAGCUCUAGCAAAACUUAAGAUGGAUGAUCUUUACAAAGCCAAGAAAACAGAUGGUACUUAUACUAUCACUGAAGAUAUUGAUGAAGAGCGUAGGGCUCUUAAAGUCUUUUUAGAUAUUGGGUUAUCUAGAAGUACUAAAGGUGGUAAUACAUUUAUAGCUAUGAAAGGUUGUUCCGAUGCUGGUGUAUUUAUUCCUCAUUCUGAAAGUAAAUUUAUAGGAUACGAAAAAAAUAAGCCUUUUAAAGCGGAAGAACUUAGAGACAGAAUAUUUUGUAAACAUGUAUCUGACUACAUGAAAGAUCUAAAAGAAAAUGAUGAAGAAAAGUAUAAAUUACAGUUUGGAGAUUAUAUUAAGAAAAAUAUUGAUCCAGACAAUAUUGCUGGAAUUUAUCAGAAUGCUUUAGAUGCUAUUAUUAAGAAUCCUAUAAGGGAAGAAAAAGAAAAGAAGGAUUAUAGUGGAUUUAAAAAAUUCAAAGUUGAAAAAAUGCCUUUAGAAGAAAGAAAAAAGAGAAUUCAAGAUAAAUUAACAGCACUUAAAGCUAAUUAA
Molecule: messenger RNA, 888 nt
Organism: Vairimorpha ceranae
Lineage: Eukaryota; Fungi; Microsporidia; Nosematidae
Product: 60s ribosomal protein l5
Exons: 1
Coding region: 1-888 (295 amino acids)
Biological process (GO): ribosomal large subunit assembly; translation
Cellular component (GO): ribosome; cytosolic large ribosomal subunit
Molecular function (GO): 5S rRNA binding; structural constituent of ribosome
Source: RefSeq, a predicted model, not a curated record